Penicillium manginii is the source of this 1302-nucleotide messenger RNA. RefSeq names its product cytochrome P450. NCBI's taxonomy places the organism in Eukaryota, Fungi, Ascomycota, Eurotiomycetes, Eurotiales, Aspergillaceae. The transcript has 2 exons. The record is from RefSeq and is a predicted model, not a curated record. Bases 1 to 1302 code for a protein of 433 amino acids. Gene Ontology annotation, molecular function: iron ion binding; monooxygenase activity; oxidoreductase activity, acting on paired donors, with incorporation or reduction of molecular oxygen.
AUGGACUAUUCUAGAUUGUUGGUUUUGCUUACUCUAGCUUGCAUAGCUAUUCGUCUACUCUCCAAUCGCUACAAACACGGACUACGCGACAUCCCUGGCCCCUUUGUCGCAAAAUACAGCCGAUUGUGGAAAUUGCAUAGUGUGUGGAAAGGCAAUCACCAAGAUACUGCCGUUGGUCUUCACCAGACGCAUGGUCCUUUGGUCCGUAUUGGCCCAAGACACAUAUCUGUUGGAGAUCCAGACGCGAUCCCAGUCAUAUAUGGAUUAAACAAAGGUUUUACCAAGACGGCGUUCUAUCCUAUUCAAAGCAUUUCGUGGAAACAGAAGUUUCAAAUGAAUUUGUUCUCCACUCGAGAUGAAACGCAUCAUAGAGAGCAAAAGCGAAAUAUUGCCAAUGCGUAUAGCAUGACCUCGCUUCUGGAGCUUGAGCCAGCAGUGGACUCGUGUUCCGAGAUAUUCAUUUCUCAAUUACGACAGUUCGCCGAUCGAAAGACACCUGUUGACUUGGGAACCUGGCUUCAAUACUAUGCGUUUGAUGUGGUUGGUGAAUUUGUCUUCGCAAAAAAACUAGGCUUUCUUCAGGAAGGAAAGGACAUUGACGGCAUGAUGCAAGCAAUUCAAGGUAUGCUGGUCUAUGCUAGUGUAUGUGGCCAAGUUCCUGAGAUGCAUCCUUUACUUUUGGGAAAUCCACUUUUCCCGGUCUUGAUGCCUAGCAUGGAGACCUGGAACCAGGUUCUUAUGUUUACCUUGAAGGCAAUGAACUCACGCUCCUCGAUAAGGCGUGACGGAGAGCUGGAUCAUGAUGAAAUGAACGGGGGGAAAGAUAUGAUGUCUAAGUGGAUGGCAGCUCAUAAUCUGGACCCUCAAAGGUUGUCUACAAGAGAUGUCAUUGUACACCUCUCGGGAAAUGUUUUUGCAGGCUCGGAUACUACUGCCAUCGCACUCAGAGCGAUCGUCUAUUUCCUCUUGUGCAACCCACCAGCCAUGACUAAGCUUCGAACCGAGAUCGACGGCGCGGAUGGUCAAGGCAAGCUUGGAAACCCAGUAUCUUACCGAGAGUCUGUGACACAUUUGCCUUAUCUUUCUGCGGUUAUUAAAGAAGCCAUGCGUCUCCAUCCUUCCGUCGGACUGAUUCUGGAACGAGAAGUCCCAAAGGAAGGUGCCUUCAUUUGCGGAAAACAAAUCCCAGGCGGCACUAUUGUUGGUAUCAACGCAUGGGUUUUGCACAGAAAUGCUGAAGUAUACCCUAACCCAGACUCAUUUCUUCCCGAGCGUUGGCUGGAUAACCCCCCGAAAGGCUGA